AUGGGAUUCGAAUCAACUAGUUCAGGUGUCGCAGCCAGUAUAUUCUUGGGAUUAUAUACAUUGUACCUUUUGUUAACGAUAAAUAUUGUUAGACAAAGAGGGUUUAGAUCUAUAUACACUGCAUUGUUUGCAUUUGGUGUAUUUAGGGUGGGUGGUCAGGUAUGUGGUGUUGCAUUUGCAGUGUUGGGAAUUGAACAUUGGCCAUGGUUAAUUGCAUAUUUGGUGCUUACUGCGGAAGGGUAUUUUGCAUUAAUUAUUGCAGCAUUUUAUUUUAUUGUCCAGUGUCAGAUAAAACAGAAUGGGAAGUCGUGGUUGUGUAAGAGCAAAGAGGAACGCAAAAAGGAACAAGAACUCAGCAAAUUCAAACAUACGUCUUGUUUGUCAUGGGCAACAGUCUUCCACAUAGUCUUGAUUCCCGCAAAUGCUCUUGUUAUUGGUGGUGGCACAACAUUGACAGGGGUUGACACGGACAAAUGGGAUCAAGAAACGGAUAAAAUCAAUACGUCGAAAGGAUUGAGGACAACGGGACAAGCCAUUUUUCUUAUUCAAACUAUUAUUGUGAUUUUGCUCCUGAUCUAUGUCUACGUUAAAGAAAAAGUCAGAGGAUGUACCAUUUAUUUGUUGUUUGCGGCCUCUCCAUUUUUGCUUGUGAGAGGUAUUUUUGGGAUUAUGUCUAUCUUCAUUGGCGAAAUGAACUACUAUCAGCUUUCGAACUAUGAUAGGGCGGGCCUCACAUCGGCAUUUAUUGCUUACGAAUAUUGUCUUGCAACAACAAUGGAAUUUAUUGCUGCUAGUUUAUUCAUUUCUAACUAUUACCUCGAUAAAACCGAGGAAGCUACUGAAAACGAAAGCUACAGCAAGUUUGAAUCCGACGAAAGUAGCCUCAAUAAAGUAUAA
Debaryomyces hansenii CBS767 is the source of this 897-nucleotide messenger RNA. Its product is annotated as DEHA2B12232p. The record is from RefSeq and is a predicted model, not a curated record. NCBI's taxonomy places the organism in Eukaryota, Fungi, Ascomycota, Pichiomycetes, Serinales, Debaryomycetaceae. The transcript has a single exon. Bases 1 to 897 code for a protein of 298 amino acids.